AUGAGCAAGAAAAAACUGGUUUCGCAACAGACUUCGUCGUCGCUUAUGAAGCAGCAGCAUGGGAAAAUGCAGCAAGAUUUGAGACCUGUAGAUGAGGCAUUGCUGCAAGCUGUGGAGCAAUCCGAUAUUGAAAUGAUGAAGAAAUGUUUAGCACAUGGGGCUAAUGUUAAUGUUUCCAAAGAUGACAAGGUAACAUCUCUUCACAUAGCUGCCGAACGAGGCGAUGUUGAAGUAAUAAAAGAAUUACUGAAGCGCCAAAAAUUAGAUGUAAACUGUCGCACUGCUUACGGCCUCACAGCGCUUUAUUUAGCCGCUCAAGUUGGACAUGAAUCCAUAUUGCUUCUGCUUUUACGACAUGGAGUUAAAAUAGACAAAGGCGACCAAAUGGGACGCACGCCACUGCAUGUUGCAGUUUUUCGGGGCCAUGAAAAUAUAGUACAGUUACUUCUACGGUAUGGCGCAGAUAUAAAUGCCAGAGAUGCUUUUGGUGACGUGCCUCUGUACUACGCCAUUGUGACGAGGCCAAACCCUAAAAUUUCGAGAUUACUUCUCAAAAGUGGAGCUGAUGCAAACGCAAGAGGUUCGGACAGUAUGGGAAUUUUACUCGAAGCUGUACUAAAUUCUAACCAACCGAAUCAAAUUAGAAUCGUUGAAAUGUUAGUAGAAGGAGGAGCUGAUAUCAAAGUGCGUGAUCCAAUUGGCCAAAGAUCUGUUCUUCAUAUAACAGCUAUGACGGGUGAUGUGAAAAUGGCAGAACGUUUAGUCGAACUGGGUGCUGAUGUAAAUGCUGUCAACGCUGCUGGAAAAACAGCUCAAGAUGUAUCGAGAACCCAUGAAAAUUAUGCAGUUUUUUCUUUACUUAAUACAUUAGCGAAUAGAUAA
This is a messenger RNA of Ctenocephalides felis (cat flea), 882 nucleotides long. RefSeq names its product putative ankyrin repeat protein RF_0381. The coding region runs from base 1 to 882 and encodes 293 amino acids. Gene Ontology annotation, molecular function: protein binding. Gene Ontology annotation, cellular component: nucleus. Gene Ontology annotation, biological process: regulation of gene expression. Lineage: Eukaryota; Metazoa; Arthropoda; Insecta; Siphonaptera; Pulicidae. The record is from RefSeq and is a predicted model, not a curated record. The transcript is spliced from 5 exons.